AUGCCAGCGUGUAGACUAAGCAUAUCCUCACUGUCCAUUUCUGCUCCACCCACUUUGCCCAACCUCCACUGCCUGUUGGCCCCCUCGACUUCUGCAAACUGCCAUAGCCGCACGGCUGCUGCUAAUCCGCCCGCGAGAUUGAGCAACUGCCGAUUUGGUCAUCUGUUCUGUGCCAUCAUCAUUUGCCUUCACUCGGCGACGGCCGACGACAACAAGUCUAACAACAGUCGCACCAACAAGGCGGACCAACAGCAACGCCAACAGUACUACCGGAAGUGGCUUUUCAUCUCCUCCACCCCCUUCUCGUGCAUCUUCAUCUUCAUCUUCGUCUUAACUUGCUAG
Molecule: messenger RNA, 342 nt
Organism: Protopolystoma xenopodis
Lineage: Eukaryota; Metazoa; Platyhelminthes; Monogenea; Polystomatidea; Polystomatidae
Source: the annotation of a GenBank genome assembly